AUGGGAUAUCUGGCUGGGCAGUAUGGCUCAGAUGUCCCCACUACGCCCGCGGAUCCCUCAGGCUGCUUCGUUGUCCCAUGGCCCAGCGUCUCGAGUGCAGAUGGAUCAGAUGGAUACGCACCAAGAUUGGGCCCACGCGGGUACAAUACUCGUCAAGCUCUCAAGAUCCUUCCGGCUAUCGUACCCCCGCCGGACCAAGCCAGGAUACGCUUUAUGGCUGUCUUCUUUGGCGCCAACGAUGCAUCGCUACCAGAUGCGCCCAACAAGCAGCACAUUCCACUUGAUGAAUUCAAAGCCAACCUCAAGGCCAUUGUGUCGCACCCACAAAUAAAGGCCCAUGGCCCGCGCAUCAUCCUUGUGGCUCCCGCUCCAAUCAAUGAGCAUCUGUGGUGGCCAAGAGACGCGUCGAAUGGAUACACCAGCGUCACGCGUCUGGCGGCUACGACCAAGGUAUACGCAGAUGCAGUUGCCGAAUUAGGUACUGAACUAAAACUUCCUGUUGUCAAUCUGUGGGAGGCCUUCAUGGCCAAGACUGACUUCAAGCUCUGCGCAUGGAAGCUCGGAGACGCUCUCCCCGGGUCUUUGGAGAUUGCGCAGAGCGAUGCCCUGGUUGAACUCAUGUAUGACGGCCUUCACUUCAGUCCAGCAGGCUACGAGAUCCUCUACCAGGAAUUCAUCAAGGUGAUAUCAGCGCAGUGGCCCGAUCAAAUUCCCGAAAAACUUGCCAUGGUGUUGCCCGCGUGGAAUGACGAGGCUGCGUGGGAAGAGGCGUAG
Pyrenophora tritici-repentis Pt-1C-BFP is the source of this 774-nucleotide messenger RNA. NCBI's taxonomy places the organism in Eukaryota, Fungi, Ascomycota, Dothideomycetes, Pleosporales, Pleosporaceae. The record is from RefSeq and is a predicted model, not a curated record.